This is a messenger RNA of Purpureocillium lilacinum, 1071 nucleotides long. RefSeq lists its product as uncharacterized. NCBI's taxonomy places the organism in Eukaryota, Fungi, Ascomycota, Sordariomycetes, Hypocreales, Ophiocordycipitaceae. Gene Ontology annotation, biological process: mRNA processing. Gene Ontology annotation, cellular component: THO complex part of transcription export complex. The record is from RefSeq and is a predicted model, not a curated record.
AUGGCGUCCUGGGAGCUCCUCGACGAGCGAAGCGAAUCUGAGCUCCACAAGACCCGAUUGCUCAAUGUCGAAGAGAAACCAUUCAAGCGAAUCACGAAGCGACUUGGCGCCAUCUCGUCGGCUGUUUCGAGCGCGGGCGAAGCUCGCAAUGGCGCUGAGCCUACGUCGGCCCUUCUCACCAGCGAUUCUCUACGCGAGGACCUGACCUUCGACUUUGCCGCCUUCGACAGCAGCAUCGCUCGGUUCCAGUUCUUACACGAUGCGAAUCAGCGGGAACGGGAACGAUACGAGGCGGACAAGCAGCAGAUCCUAGCCGAGUGCCAGGAGGUGCGAGGCAGCAACGGGCAGCUGCGGGAACAGCUCGAGGCAGCACGCGCAACGCUGGCGCAGCGCAAAAAGUUUGACGAGCUGGCGGAGAAGAUAACCUCGAACCGGCUGCUGCGGCCGCGCGAGGACCAGCGCGUCAACCUGGCCAAGCUGGAGGACGAGUGCCGCGACCUCGAGCGUGAGAGCGAGACGUACAGCGCGACGUGGCGUGAGCGACGCGACCAGUUCAACAAGAUCAUGGAGGAGGGCAUGAUGCUGCGGCGACAGAUCCGCGACGAGAAGGAAGAAGUCGACCGGCGGGAAGGCAUGAAUGAGGGAGGCGAGGACGAUGCGGACGCCGGCAAGGAGGACAAGGAAGGCCAGACGCCCAAGAACGCACCCAGCGAGCACCCGACUCCGCGACCGGAUGGCGACAGCCAGACCAAGGCUGGCGAGAGCGAGGGCGAGACUCCACGCCCAGUCUCGAGCGGUGCUCUCACCCCGUCUGCCGGCACGCCCCGCCCGGAGAAACCAAAGACCAAAUCUUCGUUGUCAAGAGACGCAAGGCAGCGGCUCGAGGCACAGGAUGCGCCGACGCCGUCCAGCCAGGCAGACGAUGCACCGCGUGAAGACGUGGAGAUGGAAGAGCGCGAGCAGCUUGACAAGGAGGACAUCGAGGAAGGGGAGGAGCUUGACGAGGAGGGCGGCGAGGCCUCAGGAGAUAAGCCGGCGAGCAACGCAGACACCAUGGAGGUUGACGACUAG